AUGCAAAUGCAAUGCAACACCCUUUGCUCGUACCUCAACUCUCUCUUGCCAGCCUCGAUCGCCUCCUCUCCCCCUCUCUCCAGCGCGCGAGCGACAGCACCCCCGCGCAUGAUGAUGAGCGCUGGCGCGGCUGCCGGAUUUGCCGACCACGUUGCGCAGAGAAGCCGACGCGACAAGCUCCGCUUUCCACCACCCACCCACCACGCCAUGGCCUUGCUCCCGCCGCCCCCUCCUGACCACGAUAUCAAUGCUCCAAAUCAACUCGCCUACCUUCACGCGCCCACGUGGCCGCGCGCCAAGCUGGAGCACCACGACGACGCUGCCCAGUUCACGACCCUGCUGCAGCAGCAGGCUGCGCUCGCCCUCACGCUGUCGCCGGCGUACCAGGGCUCGUUGCAGAGCGUCGUGGUCCUCACGGGGUCCCGCUUCCUGAGGCCCGCGCAGCAGCUGCUCGACGACAUCUGCGCCGCCCUGCUGCCGGAGGGUACUAUUGAGGGUGCCAGUGGGGGUGUUGGCUCCUUCUCGUUGCUCCAACCGGCCGCGGAGAGACUGGAUGGCCACGGACGAGAGCAUCGGCGGCCGGAGUUCCGGGAGGAGAAGGCUAAGCUGCUCUACAUGCAGGAGGAGGUAUGCAAAAGGUACAGGCAUUAUCGCCAACAAAUGCAGACAGUGGUGUCCUCGUUUGAAUCGAUUCCUGGGCUGAGUUCUGCUACCCCUUACGCAUCGUCAGUGCUCAAGGCCAUAUACAGGCACUUCCGAUGCUUAAGGAUGGUUAUAUCAAGGCAGAUACAGUACAUGAACAGGCUCCUGGGAGAGGAGCUCCUGUCGCUGCCGGGCUCAAUCACGGAGCACCACCAGAAGAGCCAGCAGCCAGCAGUGUGGAAGCCGCACAGGGGCCACUCUGAGCGAGCCGUCACUGUGCUGAGGGCCUGGCUCUUCGACAAUUUUCUUCAGCCGUACCCCUCGGAUGAAGAUAAGCAGAUGCUAGCUACUCGCACCGGCCUGUCUCGGAACCAGGUGUCCAACUGGUUCAUCAACGCGCGCGUCCGGCUGUGGAAGCCCAUGGUGGAGGAGAUGUACAAGCUGGAGACCCGCUCCUCGGCGGCGGCUGCUGGGAGCACCAACUGCACCCCGUUGGACACCUCUGGAGCGGCCAUGUCCAGCGACACCGCACGCACGCUGCCUCCUCCCCCGGCCAUGGCCGGAGGCCACCACCAGAUGAUGGAAGAAGAGUGCAUGGAUCAUGCUCCUCCACCGACUACUUGUCUGUCUGGUUACUAAGCAGUGCUCUGCUUUGGUGGUACUAGGUUCACGUCUGGACUAACAGAGUAAUUUUUGGGGAUUUAAUGGCACCUUGGAGUAUAUGGCC
Phragmites australis (common reed) is the source of this 1369-nucleotide messenger RNA. Its product is annotated as BEL1-like homeodomain protein 8. Gene Ontology annotation, biological process: regulation of transcription by RNA polymerase II. Gene Ontology annotation, molecular function: DNA-binding transcription factor activity, RNA polymerase II-specific; RNA polymerase II cis-regulatory region sequence-specific DNA binding. The record is from RefSeq and is a predicted model, not a curated record. The coding region runs from base 1 to 1281 and encodes 426 amino acids. Lineage: Eukaryota; Viridiplantae; Streptophyta; Magnoliopsida; Poales; Poaceae. The transcript has 4 exons.